This is a messenger RNA of Botrytis porri, 1203 nucleotides long. RefSeq lists its product as uncharacterized. NCBI's taxonomy places the organism in Eukaryota, Fungi, Ascomycota, Leotiomycetes, Helotiales, Sclerotiniaceae. The transcript has a single exon. The coding region runs from base 1 to 1203 and encodes 400 amino acids. The record is from RefSeq and is a predicted model, not a curated record.
AUGACCCGAAAUCUUGUCCAGAGGUCCUUCAUUCGAAGAAGAGUCCCAAUUAGAAAUACUGGCCAUGGCGUACCGUUUAUCCUGAGAGACUCCAGAAACGCUUUUCAAAAUGUGCCGAGAUCGCCAUAUUCAACUCGUAGACAUGUGGUGCGUCCAGGUAUAUCUGAGUAUUCUUUGAGGAAUUUGAGGAAGGAUAAAAGAUCGACAUUUAUGCCUACAGAUAAAAACUACGUUCCUUUGAGGGCAUGGCAGAAAUCGAAAGUAUGGAACAAGAUAUUCAGUCCAUACUAUGACCCCAAAAAGUUUCAACCUUGGCGUCUACAAAGUACCCCUGUGCCGCUUUGGGAUAUUGCGCCUGGCUGUAUUUUGUUUCUUCCUGGUGUAGGCAAGCUGGACCCUCUGGUCUGCGUCGAACUCAAAAAAUAUGGCAACAUUGGCAUGGCUGGCCAUCCCGUCGUGGUUUUGGCAGUUGAUAUGAAAGGAGUUAACGAAGCUUUAGUUGCUGUGGCAAUAGUUAGAUCCUACUCUCAACAUAAAGAAGAGUGUCGAUUUCUUGGGUAUGACUGGUUUGAUACUAAACACUUCGAGAUACAACAGAGGGGCAUUCACGACUUACCUCCACGCCUCGGGCACAACAUAAAAACCGUACGGCUAUACAAAACCCCCUGUUCAAAUACUUCGAAAUCAGUACGACAAUUUAUUGAAACAAGUGCCAUAGCUACUGUUCCGUUCCAAUCGUUAUUGACGGAAGCCAGAUGGAACCCAAAACCUCAUUGGUGGCCUUCAUCUUGUCUUGAUGGUUGGGGUAGAAGGAUCAUAAAGGAAGAUUUCAUGCACAUCGCUGAUACUAUCGGCUUCAGCCCAGAUCCAUGGGUUAGUAGCGGUCCAUACAUGUGGAAAGAUUUUGUCCAGAAGACUGGGAUCGACACAUUUGGUCUUGACAUUGAGAAUCCCGCGCUCUACGACGAGCAAGCCUUUUACGAGCAAAUGUGGGAAGAAGGACGAGUAAAACAUAACAAGUACUUCGGAUUACCUUUAGACUACGUUUCGGGCGCAAAUGAUUAUUCGCCUUUGGGAUGGGCUUUCGAUCGUAUGCCCCAUACAGGACUCAUACGCAGGAGAGUUCACGGUAUGAAGUCUUCUUACUAUAGAAGAUUUCGCCUCGAAAUCCCAACUACAUUUCAUAUCUCUACUCAAGAUUGA